AUGGCGAGUGCCACAAAGAUGAGCCAAGCGAUGCGAGCAUCAAUGCCCAUCACGAAGGAGGGCUACCUCGUCAAGCAGGGUGGCUUGAUCCGCAACUGGAAGAAGAGGUGGUUCGUGUUGAAGGGCAACCACCUCUUCUACUAUCCCGACCGCACAUCAGUCGAACCAUCAGGCACGAUCACGCUCGAUGCCGAUAGCAAGGUGAAUGAUGGCGCAGCAAAGACGGGGAGGAACGACUCGCUGGAGAUCGUGGCGGUGGAGCGCACGUUCUACGUCUACAGCGAGGAGCCCAGCGAGAUGCACGAGUGGCAGGAGGUCAUCGCUGAGGCCAUCGACCGACUCAACGGCAUCACCGGACGAGGUCCCAACCAUUCACGACCUUCCUUCGCCGGAACGCCGACACACAAGAUGGGAAAGAACGAAAGCGCUGCUGCCAAAGACGUGAGCAUAGUGGUGAGGGGCAUGCUAUGCGAGUGCUGCGAGAAGAAAGUGAAAGCCAUCCUCUCCGUCACUCCGGGCAUCGAGGACUACAAGAUAGAAAUGGAAGAGGAGAAAGUGAAGAUCAAGGGCGCCAUCGACACGCACGACCUCCUGGGCUUUCUUGAGGAGGCCGGCUUCCUGCCCACCCUCGUGCCCUCUUAG
Molecule: messenger RNA, 642 nt
Organism: Acanthamoeba castellanii str. Neff
Lineage: Eukaryota; Discosea; Longamoebia; Acanthamoebidae
Product: PH domain containing protein
Exons: 7
Coding region: 1-642 (213 amino acids)
Molecular function (GO): metal ion binding
Source: RefSeq, a predicted model, not a curated record